AUGCCGGUUGAAAAAGAUUUAAAAGUGGCCUACAAAACCCUCUACGAUGACAAAGAACCGUUGAAGGCCCUUCACCUUUAUGAUGAAAUUCUGAAGGAUUGUCCCAUAAACUUAACAGCUCUCAUUUACAAAGCGGCAUGUCUCGAAAAACUGUAUUUUGGAUUCUCUGAUUGGCACAGCGAUGCAACUAUGGAAAAUGCAAGAGUUCUCUUAGACAGGGCUUUAACAACGGCCGAAGGUAGAGGUGAUCGGUCGAAAAUUGCUCUUGUUAACUUUCGCUAUUUUGUUCAUUUCUUCAAUAACAAGCGUUACGAACAAGCACAUGCAUAUUUUAAGAAAGCCAAACAAUUUGGUUAUGUUGAUGAUACCCUUCCUUUGUGGGAAAGUCGUCUAGAGACUAAAUUGAAGAAAAAAAGCAAAGCGCAAAAGAGGCCAACUGUCAAGGAUAUAAUUUCGCCAGUGAAAGGUUUUGAAGAUAAUAAAGGACACGACUUUCCUCUCCAUAACAGCCAUAUUUUUUCCUCUGGAAGUGAGGCUGCUUCGCAAAAAUUACCUGAAUUUAGAGCCGACUGGUACCAAUCCAGCACCUCAGUUACCAUAUCUCUAUUUACUGCUAAUCUUCCUGAUUCUAAAGACAAGGUUAAUAUAGAAAUUUCCCCAAAAGAUAGAAGAACACUAUCAGUAUCCUACAAAGUACCGAAAACCGGUUCUGAAUUUCAAUACAAUGCCAAACUUUUGCACGAGAUAAACUUACAACCAGCCUCAUUUAAUAUUUUUUCAAAAAAACUGGAAAUUACUGUAAGCAAAGUAGAUAAUGUACAAUGGAAGAGUUUAGAAGGGGAUACUUCAACGGUAACUUCAAAGUCACCUGAGCUAAGUCAUAAUGCGGAUCCUUCUACAUGUAACUUGGGAGCGGAACCAAGCUCCAAAGAGAAACUAUCUUAUCCAUCGUCUUCCAAAAAAAAAAUAGAUUGGUCUAACCUUGAUAUCGAUGAAGACGCUGAUGAAGAAGAUGCGGGAUCAGCAGAUGCUUUCUUCCAAAAAAUUUACGCCGGAGCGGAUCCAGACACUAAAAGAGCUAUGAUGAAGUCUUUCAUAGAAAGCAACGGUACUUCACUGAGUACAGACUGGGAUGAUGUAUCUAAGAAGACGGUCAAAACCUCACCGCCAGAAGGUAUGGAACCUAGGCAUUGGUGA
Messenger RNA from Saccharomyces kudriavzevii IFO 1802, 1197 nucleotides. It is a transcript of the gene SGT1, whose product is annotated as co-chaperone SGT1. Gene Ontology annotation, biological process: protein stabilization. The transcript has a single exon. Lineage: Eukaryota; Fungi; Ascomycota; Saccharomycetes; Saccharomycetales; Saccharomycetaceae. The record is from RefSeq and is a predicted model, not a curated record. The coding region runs from base 1 to 1197 and encodes 398 amino acids. Gene Ontology annotation, molecular function: protein-folding chaperone binding.